AUGGCGGAGACCUCAAGCGCAGAAGCUGGCGCGCCAGAGCUGGUGCCGGUGCAGUCCAUCGAGGUGAAGCCCGCAGUCAAAGACGAGGACACGGGAGACGAGAAGUCGGACAACGAAGAAGAUGGAGCAGAAGCAGAAGCACAAGCACAAGCACAAGCACAAGCACAAGCACAGAACGGGGAAGAGCCGGCUGUUACCCACGAACAGUACAAGGCGCUCAAGAACAUCACGGACGUCUUGACAAACUACAAGAUCAAACUCAAGGGCGAUGAGGAACAUUUCCCUUCUACCUUGUUCAGACGCAUCCCUAACCGACGGAACCUUCCCGAUUACCACGAAAUCAUCAAGGAUCCUGUCGCGCUCAGUACGCUUAAGGGCAAGAUACAGAGAAAGCAAUAUACAGGGAUCCCCGAAUUCGUGCGCGACUUCGCCUGCAUCGUUCACAAUGCCCAAGUAUACAACCGACCCAAUUCAGGCCCAGUGCGGGAUGUGUUGGAGCUGCAGAAGCUGUUCAAGGACGAGCUGCAGAAGCUGGUCGACCAAGGGUUGAUCAAACAAGAAGAAACAGUCUUCCCGGAUCUGGGUGAGAUACCGUAUGCCACUCCAGAACCAGAUCCAGCAUCGGAGGACGAAGAGGAAAACGAAGACGAGCAGGAGGACGAGGACGACGAGGACGACGAUGCUGAUGACUCGGACGAUGAUCGACGGAGGAGGAGGAGCCGGAAGGGCGGGAGACCCAGCAUAUCCGGACGAAAAGGUCGUGACGACGACGACGAGAAGCUCAACGAUGGCGAUGUUCGCAAGCGCCGGGGUCGCCCUCCGAAAGUUGAUACGCCGAUGGAAGCCCGGAUCAAGGCCGUCUUGAAGGGCAUUCGCAAGCCGAAAGACGAUGCCGGCAACCUCAAGAUCCGCCAUUUCGAGAGACUGCCCGACAAGGCAGAGUAUCCGGCAUAUUUCCUUGCAAUCAAGGAUCCGAUCGCGCUCGAUGCCAUCAAGAAGAAAUCCAAAAGGAAGAAGUAUCAGUCCUUGGAACAAUUCAUGAAGGAUCUCGACUUGAUGUUCAGCAAUGCGAAACAAUUCAACGAAGAUGGCAGCGAGAUCUAUCAGGAUGCAGUAGAACUGCAAGCCGAAGCGCAGAAACUGCUCGAAAUUGAAAAAGCAAAGCCAGAUGAGGAAUAUCUCAUGGAGGACGGGCGACGGCCUCUGCCCUCCGGCAUCCUGUACAAAAAUGAGCUCUGGAAGGUUGGCGACUGGAUUCAUAUUCAGAACCCGAACGACGUGACCAAGCCGAUUGUGGCCCAAAUCUACCGGACGUGGGAAGACCCUGAAGGCCAGAAGUGGAUCAACGCGUGUUGGUACUAUCGUCCGGAACAGACCGUGCAUCAGUACGAGAAGCAUUUCUUCCCCAACGAGGUGGUCAAGACGGGCCAGUACCGGGAUCACCGCAUUGAGGAGGUCGUGGACCGGUGCUUCGUCAUGUUCUUCACAAGGUACAGUCGCGGCCGCCCUCGAAACUUCGACCUGACGAAAGAGGUCUACGUGUGCGAGGCCCGGUACAACGAGGAAAAGCACCGGUUCAACAAGAUCAAGACUUGGGCCAGCUGCUUGCCAGACGAAGUUCGUGACAAGGACUAUGAGAUGGAUCUGUUUGACAUCCCUCGCAAGAUCAAGAAGGUCCCCAGCCCACUGAAGCAUCUGCUGAAGGACGAGAUGAAAGAGACGGAUGAGAUUCCAGCUCCUACUUGGGGCCAUCCAAACGCGCCUCCCAUCACGGGUGCCAUUCACAAGCAGCCUCGGGAGGAAAAUCAAUCACCACCUCCUGAACCUACACCGCCACCUCCUCCGACUCCUCCGACUCCUCCGCCACAACCGGUGCGACAACCUUCGACCAGCACUAUGCCAAACAUCCAGUCUCGGCCCAGUGUGGACAGGCAGGCCAGCACCGGCUCCGCCAAUCUACAGCCUCAACUGACGCGUCCGUCUCCAUCGGUCACUCCUCAUGUCGCGCCGUUUCCAAAGCAAUCAAUCUCACCUGCCCCUCAGUAUGGCCGUCAAAAUCUAUAUCAGCAACCGCCGCAUCUUCCAUUGCAGCCCAACAUCACUCCGCAGACGCCCGCUCCUCAGCAAGCAUUGCCCUACUCGUCCCAUCAGCAACUGCAUCCUGCGCCCAACCUGACCGCCGCACAUGCCCCCGGCUACGGUGCAGCCACACCGGUCCAGAAUUACGUCCGUCCACCAGUGCAAGCUGCGCCGUCAUAUCCCCCAUAUACGCCGACGCUGCCGGAUCAACGUGCGGCCGAGGUCUACGUGCUCUCCGACAUUGCCAACGCAUCGAUCCCGAAACGCAUUCGAGACAGUUUCCCUCAAGACGACCAAGGGCGCGUGCUGUUCUUCACCAAACCUCCCGUGAUCCACGACACGACGGUGAGAAGUCGAGACGGUCAGCCGUUGGCUCACACCGAGAAGUAUUUGGCCGCGAAAGCUGAGCGCGACAAGAUUGUUGCUACACGGAAACGAGCGCGAGAAGACGAGAAAGUCGCUGCGCGCAAACGGGCACGGCAGACGAAAGGGCGCGAAACGGUCUAA
Molecule: messenger RNA, 2586 nt
Organism: Capronia epimyces CBS 606.96
Lineage: Eukaryota; Fungi; Ascomycota; Eurotiomycetes; Chaetothyriales; Herpotrichiellaceae
Exons: 3
Coding region: 1-2586 (861 amino acids)
Biological process (GO): chromatin remodeling
Cellular component (GO): RSC-type complex
Molecular function (GO): protein binding; chromatin binding
Source: RefSeq, a predicted model, not a curated record